Molecule: messenger RNA, 2250 nt
Organism: Lodderomyces oxycetoniae
Lineage: Eukaryota; Fungi; Ascomycota; Pichiomycetes; Serinales; Debaryomycetaceae
Gene: FAA2-3
Product: Faa2-3p
Exons: 1
Coding region: 1-2250 (749 amino acids)
Biological process (GO): long-chain fatty acid metabolic process
Cellular component (GO): membrane; endoplasmic reticulum
Molecular function (GO): long-chain fatty acid-CoA ligase activity
Source: RefSeq, a predicted model, not a curated record
AUGUCUGUUAAAUUACCCUCGAUUUCUGAUCUAGACUCAAACUAUGCCUCUGACGAAAAGGACUACAUUUUUGAAAACCCAGAAGGUCUCUCAGUCGAGACUUUAAUCAACCAUAUUUUGCCUGUUCCUGAGGAACUUAGUGGUGUAUCAGUUAAGAUACCUGGUACUGCGAAACCAGGGUUUUCGGAAAUCUACAGAAACGGUGCAUUCCCCAAUGGCUUGAAAUCAUGUAUUCUACCAGAACUAGACACCUACCAUGCUAUCUUCAACUCCGGGGUAUCAAGGCAUCCCAAUUCUCCUUGCUUGGCUUAUCAUGAAUUCGAUUACGAAAAUGAUUUGCAUUUGGAGAGGUACGCUACCAUCUCCUAUACCGAAGUUCAAGAGCGCAAGAAGAAUUUAGUUGGUGGUUUAUUCUUCUUGUUGGAGUCAAACAACUAUAAGGACUUGUCUCUAGAAGCUCAUCAGAAGAUUGUUAACCACAGUAGGGAUUAUAAGCUGUAUGAUAAGGAUAAUUUCUCCUUUGUUGUUACUUUUUACUCGGGGAACAGACCAGAAUGGAUUAUUGCUGAUUUAGCAUGCUCGUCCAGUACAAUCACUUCUACUGCAUUAUAUGAUACUCUAGGACCAAAGUCUUCCAAGUUUAUCUUGGAAGUAACUGAAUCGCCGGUUAUAAUAGCUUCGAAAAGCAAAAUCAGCAAUCUUAUCAACUUGAAGAAGAAAAAUCCCCAAGAUUUAAAAGCAUUGAUAAUGAUGGUUUCAAUGGACCCUCUUACUAAGCACGAUGCAGCAUUGAUAAAGGAAGCAGAUGCAAAUAAAAUAAAGGUUUUUGAUAUUCACCAAGUUGAAAAGAUUGGAGCAAUUUUUCCUCGUGAAGAAACCCCUCCGCAUGCUGAAUCCAUCUUCACCAUUACGUUCACUUCAGGAACAACUGGCGCUAACCCAAAGGGGGUUGUUUUAGCUCAAAAAGCUGCUGCCGCGGCAAUUUCGUCAAUCUCGAUAUUGUUACCACACCAUAGUAAUUUUAAAGAAUUUUCAUUUUUGCCGCUAGCCCACAUCUUUGAAAGACACAUGUCAGCAAGUGUGUUUUUGUUUGGAGGGUCGGUUGCCUUUCCAAGAUUGGGAGGAACUCCAUUGACAUUGUUUGAGGACUUGAAGUUAUGGAAACCUACAUUUAUGGCUAAUGUACCAAGGAUUUUUUCCAAAAUUGAGGCUAGUAUAAAAGCAGCAACAGUCGACUCUACCUCGAAAUUGAAUAGAGCUUUAUAUUCACAAGCUUUUGAAAAAAAGCGUCAAAAGCAAUUGGAGAAUGGCAACAAAGGUGAACAUUUUAUCUAUGAUCAAACAUUAAUUAAAAAAUUGAGAAAGAAUAUUGGCUUUGAUAACAUUGAAUAUUGCUUUACCGGUGGUGCACCUAUAUCCCCUGACACAAUCAAGUUUUUAAAAUCUAGUUUGGGGAUUGGAUUUUCACAAGGGUAUGGGUCGAGUGAAUCUUUUGCUGGUGUAUUGAUGGCUUUACCAUUGCACUCCUCUAGUACAGGGACGUGUGGUGCUAUAUCCCCUUGUGUCGAAGCCAGAUUACGCGAUCUUCCCGAAAUGGGGUACAGGCUUACAGACAAAGGUGGUCCAAGAGGGGAAAUGCUCUUGCGUGGACCUCAAAUGUUUGCCCAAUAUUUCAAAAACAUUGAGGAGACAGAAAAAGCAACAGAUAAAGAAGGUUGGUUUUCUACUGGCGAUGUUGUGCAAAUCACCGAGGCCGGUUAUUUUGUCGUCAUUGAUCGAGUCAAAAAUUUUUUCAAAUUGGCUCAGGGAGAAUAUGUUACUCCUGAAAAAAUUGAAAACACGUAUCUUACAUCAAAUUCCAUCUUGACCCAGGUUUAUGCUCACGGCAACUCAAUGCAAUCUUAUCUAGUUGGAAUUGUUGGGAUUGAUCCAGUUACAAUUGUGCCGUUUUUACGGAAACAGUGCAAUGUUACCGCCGAUCUUUCAAACCGUGAGACAUUGCUUGAAAUAUGCAACAAACGUGAUAUCAGGACCCAUAUUUUACUAUAUAUCAAUACAAAUGUUGGUUCAAAGUUGAAUGGAUUUGAAAAACUACACAAUGUUUUUUUUGAUAUUGAACCUUUGAGAUUGGAAAGAGACGUAAUUACUCCUACUUCCAAAUUAAAAAGACCAGUUGCUUCAAAGUUUUUCAAACCCCAAAUCAAUGCGAUGUAUGAGGAAGGCUCUAUCUUGAAAAACUUGAAACUUUAG